This is a messenger RNA of Frankliniella occidentalis (western flower thrips), 1154 nucleotides long. RefSeq names its product activator of basal transcription 1. Bases 142 to 951 code for a protein of 269 amino acids. Gene Ontology annotation, molecular function: RNA binding. Gene Ontology annotation, cellular component: nucleolus. The transcript is spliced from 3 exons. Gene Ontology annotation, biological process: endonucleolytic cleavage in 5'-ETS of tricistronic rRNA transcript (SSU-rRNA, 5.8S rRNA, LSU-rRNA); small-subunit processome assembly; endonucleolytic cleavage to generate mature 5'-end of SSU-rRNA from (SSU-rRNA, 5.8S rRNA, LSU-rRNA). The record is from RefSeq and is a predicted model, not a curated record. NCBI's taxonomy places the organism in Eukaryota, Metazoa, Arthropoda, Insecta, Thysanoptera, Thripidae.
UCUGAUUUGUUUCGAACGUCGGAGGGGCUUGCAUUAAGUGAAAUUGAAAAUUUGUAGUGCAAAUAGCUGAACUGUUUGUAUUUGCACCGAAGGGCCGAGAGGCCGAGAGCAAGUGCACGUGUAAACAAACAACCAUACAACAUGUCGCUGUUGCCUGAUCCUGCUGAGUGCACAAUGUCUAACCCGUCGUCUGAUUCGGAAAAUAACAGUGAAAAUGAGGCUCAAGCACUUGCGAAACCCCAAAAAAUAAAGAAGAAAGAGAAAAGAGGAAUUAUAUAUUUGUCAACUAUUCCCAAAUUCAUGAAUGUCACGAAAGUGCGGGAAAUUUUCGGUGAAUAUGGAGAAGUUGACAGGGUAUUUCUCCAACCCGAAGAAAAAAAGGAGGAUAAAAAUAAGGUCCGAAAGAAAAGAAAACCAGCCAAACAUUUCACUGAAGGAUGGAUUGAGUUCAAGAAGAAAAGAAUAGCCAAACAAGUUGCUGCACUAUUAAAUAAUAAACAAAUUGGAGGACGGAAAAGGAGUAAAUACUAUGACUUUAUAUGGAACAUCAAAUAUCUACCACGCUUUAAAUGGGUUCAUUUGAGCGAGAGACUUGCUUAUGAGCGUGCAGUUCGCAAGCAGAGAAUGAACACUGAGAUUGCUCAGGCCAAACGAGAAGCGACCAUCUUUUCAAACAAUGUUGAUCUUGGGGAAAGGUUGUCAAAACGCCAAACCAAGGAAUCAGAUCAACAAAAAGAAUUGCGAAAGUCUCUUGAUUCAGAGAAGAUCGUUCACCAAUACAAACAACGGGAGCUAGACAGUGAAAUUGUUGAGAAAAAACUUAAAUUGUUAAACGACACUAGUGUGAAAAUCAAGAAGAAGAAUAAGGUCGCCCACCAAAAGGAAACUGGCCCUCUAAGUGAAGAAGGCAGACAAGAUUUUCUUAAAUCUCUGUUUGGAAAUAGAAAGUAAAAAUACAUCUCUUGAAGGGUGCUUCAAAUGCUUAAUGUUUGUUAUUGUAAGUUAGCUACUGAUUUAAAUUGUAUCCACAUUUGAGAUUAUUUUCCACACUGGUACUUUGCAAGUUUGUCCAGUGCACAGUUAGUAGAGAAUAAGGGAUACAACCAUUUCCCAACCAAUCAGCAAAAAACAAUAUAUUCUCAUGAGGCAGAGAA